Molecule: messenger RNA, 735 nt
Organism: Acytostelium subglobosum LB1
Lineage: Eukaryota; Evosea; Eumycetozoa; Acytosteliales; Acytosteliaceae
Exons: 2
Coding region: 1-735 (244 amino acids)
Source: RefSeq, a predicted model, not a curated record
AUGCUCUCUAUCUCUGCAGACUUUGAGCGUCUGCGACAAUUCUCCACUACACCCUCCAGUUUGCUGGGAAAGGUCCCACCAUCCUGUCGUCCAUUAGUUGAUGUACGUCCAAUCACAGAGUCACUCGACGACCUAAUGGAGGAUGUCCCAAACACCGACGAUGUCCUCGUCAUCACCGAGCAUCGAAACAUCAUCAACAAGACCGCUGUCACUCUCCAGGGAGCCAAGUCAUACUUUGAGGUAUUCACCAAGGUUAAUAUCUCAAACAGCGAGCCUAUCAUCAACAAGAUCAACUAUUAUAUCAAGACAUUGGCUUCAUUGAACAAGGAUCAUGCCGCUUCGCAUGUUAGGAUCAUCAAUGUGUUGCAAAAAUUGGAUGGUGUCCAGCAGGACAAGUACAUCAACCUGACCAACUCGCUAAAGAUGGUUAUCCCAAUCCUCGGCCUCCAGAUCCAAGUGAUUGGAGUGCUCGAGAGAUUGUUGAUCGCCUUUAACAAUAAGGAUAACAUCAUGAUCAAGUCCCUCAUUGUCGAGCUCAUCGCCACACUCAAUGAGUUUAGCAUUGUCAACCCUCCCCUGCUCGUCUGGCCACAGGUUUGCGAGAAGAUCGUUGACAUCCAGGAGCAAAUGAGUCAGGAUGAUGUCACUCUCAACACUGUCAUGUCACUGGUCUUGGCCAUGCUCCAGUUCUCCAUUCACACCAUCGACGUUGUCAAGAAGCACAUGAACCUGUAG